AUGUUCUCCAAGAUCCUCUCCGUCGCUACCGUGGCUCUUGCCACCACCUCGCUGGUCUCUGCCCAGACCUUCACCACCUGCGAUCCUACCAAGAAGGACUGCCCUGCCGAUCCCGCUCUGGGCAAGUCUGUGAGCGUCGACUUCACCAAGGGCAACGAUGACUCCGUCUUCCGCAAGCUCGACGGUACCGCCGUCAAGUUCGAGGAUGGCGGUGCCCUCUUCGCCAUCAACAAGGAGACGGACGCUCCCACCAUGGCCUCCAAGAAGUACAUCUUCUUCGGCAAGAUCGAUGUCGUCCUCAAGGCUUCCCCCGGCCAGGGUGUUGUCACCUCCGUCGUCCUCCAGUCGGACGACCUCGACGAGAUUGACUGGGAGUGGGUUGGCGGCGACAACGAGCAGGUCCAGACCAACUACUUCGGCAAGGGUGAUACCAGCACCUACGACCGUGGUGCCUACCACCCCGUCAGCAACCCCUUGAACGACUACCACACCUACACCAUCGACUGGACCCAGGACUCCGUCAAGUGGCUCAUCGACGGCGCUCUCGUCCGCGAGCUCAAGUACGCCGACGCCAAGGGCGGUGCCAUGUUCCCCCAGACUCCCAUGGAGGUCAAGAUCGGCACCUGGGUCGCUGGCCGCAAGGACGCCCCCAAGGGCACCGUCGAGUGGGCUGGCGGCUACACCGACUUUUCCAAGGCCCCCUUCAACGCCUACUACAAGAGCAUCACCAUCACCGACUACCAGGGCAACCAGGGCAAGAAGGGCGCCAAGGAGUACGUCUACGGCGACCGCUCCGGCAGCUGGGAGUCCAUCGUCGUCAAGACCGACGGUGGCAGCGACGACGACACUUCUUCCUCCGCCAGCAAGACCGCCACCAAGACCGACUCCUCCAAGACCACCAUGAGCACCGUCACCGCCUCCGGAUCCAGCUCCGCCUCCUCCACCGCCUCCAGCGAGGCUUCUGCCACCGAGGAGGCCUCCUCCACCGCCACCGGCUCUUCCGACUCUAACUCUGCCGCCUCCGGCACCUCUGCCGGCGCCAGCUCUGCUCCCUCGACCGUUUCCGCCAACUCUGGCUUCGCGACCAAGGCCAACCUUGCUCUCGGUGCCGCCGGCCUGUUCUUCACCUUCCUGCUGUAA
Colletotrichum spaethianum is the source of this 1140-nucleotide messenger RNA. RefSeq names its product putative glycosidase crf2. Gene Ontology annotation, molecular function: hydrolase activity, hydrolyzing O-glycosyl compounds; glycosyltransferase activity. The transcript has 2 exons. Gene Ontology annotation, biological process: carbohydrate metabolic process; fungal-type cell wall organization. Gene Ontology annotation, cellular component: fungal-type cell wall. Lineage: Eukaryota; Fungi; Ascomycota; Sordariomycetes; Glomerellales; Glomerellaceae. The record is from RefSeq and is a predicted model, not a curated record. Bases 1 to 1140 code for a protein of 379 amino acids.